Morus notabilis is the source of this 3847-nucleotide messenger RNA. RefSeq names its product protein SUPPRESSOR OF npr1-1, CONSTITUTIVE 1. Gene Ontology annotation, molecular function: ADP binding. The transcript is spliced from 6 exons. The coding region runs from base 44 to 3394 and encodes 1116 amino acids. The record is from RefSeq and is a predicted model, not a curated record. Lineage: Eukaryota; Viridiplantae; Streptophyta; Magnoliopsida; Rosales; Moraceae. Gene Ontology annotation, biological process: defense response; signal transduction.
GUGUGUGUGUGUGUAUCCUCUUGAUUAGUAGAUUUUCUGGGGGAUGAAUAUGGCUGCCGGCCAGGGUGCCGCUCCUGCCAUUUCCACCUCCAAAUCUUUUGAUGUCUUUCUAAGUUUUAGCGGUAAAGACGUUCGGGAUAAUUUGCUAAGUCAUCUUUAUUCUGCUUUACAUGAGCGAAAGAAAAUAGAAACCUUUAAAGAUGAUGUCGACAUUGUACGUGGAGAUAAAAUUAAAGAAAGUCUCGACAAAGCAAUACAGGAAUCAAAGUUUUUUGUAGUCAUUUUCUCAGAAAAUUAUGCUUCUUCGAGUUGGUGCUUGAAUGAACUCGUACAUAUGAUCCAAUCAUGCGCUUCAGACGACAUUGAGCGUCGCAUUUUACCUGUUUUUCACGGCGUAUCUGUAACCACUGUGCGGAAUCAAGAAGGUAUUUAUAAAACCAAAUUUUCUGAGCUUGAAAAACGUUUCAAGGAGAAGAUGAAGGAUGAAAUCCAAGAAGGUAAGUUGGAAGAAGCUUGGAUGAGGCAACAAAAGAAUUGGAAAGAGGCUUUGACUUCAGUUGCUGAUAUAGCUGGGUAUUCAACAAACACCAUCAGGGUUGAGUCUCAACUAGUUGACCGAAUUGUCAAAGAUGUUGAAAAGAAAAUGAAUGUUAAGUUGCUAAGUGAUGAGUUAAAGGGCUUGAUUGGGAUUGAUUCACGCAUCAAAGCAAUCCAAGGGUUAUUAAGCAAGUGUUACUCAGAUGUACGCAUCAUAGGCGUCUGGGGUGCUAGUGGUAUGGGUAAGACGGCUCUUGCUAAUGUGUUGUUCCACCAACUUUUUCCGCAAUUUAAAAACAGGUACUUCUUACAGAAUGUAAGGGAAGAAUUGAGAAAUCAAACAUGUUCUACUCUACGAAGAAUGCUUUUUGCCAGACUAUUCGAGGAAGAUGAUAGAAGUAUUGAAUUGUGGACAGAGACUCUCAAGCAAAGGGCUCUUAAAACAAAUGUCCUUAUUGUUCUUGAUGAUCUUAGUAGUUCAACACAAUUUGAUGACAUACUAUUAAGGAACUGUAUACAGUUUGGCAAGGAAAGUAUAAUUCUUGUAACAACUACAGAUUUGCAAGUGCUUAAGAGUAUUAAAGGUUGUGAGAAGUACAGGCUUAAGGGACUAAACAAAGAUGAAUCUCGUGAACUCUUUUGCUCGUAUGCUUUUCCCAAUGGCAUCUGCCCUCCCGGUUGGAAAAACCUGUCAGAAAAGGCGGUUAAAUUAGCUGGUGGUAGAGGGAAUCCGUUUGCUCUUAAAGUUUUGGGUUCCCAUCUUCGCUUCAAGAGCAAGGGAGAAUUGAAAAGGGACUUGCCUAACCUAAAAAUGACUUCCUUUCAAGAAGUUAAAGACAUUCUUAAAAAAGGUUAUGAUUACUUAGAUGAUGUGGGAAAAGAAAUAUUUCUUGAUAUUGCUUGUUUCUUCAAAGGCGAAGAAAGAGAUUAUGUUGAAAGCCUGCUAGAUGGUUGUCAUACCUUCUCGUCUCACGGAGGAAUAGAUGAUCUGAUUAAUAAGUCUCGCAUACAAAUUAAACAACACAACAGGCUUUGGAUGGAUGGUUUGACACAAGAAAUGGGUCAAGAAAUUGUCCGCGACAAAUCAAGGGAGGAUCUUGGGAGACGUUGUAGGUUAUGGGAUGCAGAGGAAAUAUGCGAAGUACUAGAGAAUAAUAGAGGAACAGAAGCAAUUGGAGGCAUAUUCCUAAAUGUGACUGAGAUUAAGGAUUCAUUACGCUUGCGUUCUGAUGUCUUCUCAAAGAUGACUGGCCUACGACUUCUGAAGAUUUAUAAUCCCCACUCCAUAAGAGAUUGCAAAGUAAUCGUUUCUCAAGAAGGUCUUGAAUCGCUUCCCGAGUCCCUUGUUUAUUUCCAUUGGCACGGAUGCCCUUUAAAAUGUUUGCCAUCAAAUUUUACUGCUAAGAAUCUUGUUGAACUUAGCAUACCCUAUAGCCAGGUUGAGGAUCUUUGGAAUGAAAACCAGAAUCUUGGAAAGUUAAAAAGGAUCGACCUUCGUUAUUCUGAGCACUUGAUUCGAGCUCCAGAUUUUUCAAGCGCUUCAAAUCUUGAGAGCAUAAAUCUUGAAUGUUGUAAAAGUUUGCUUGAAUUGCCUCUAGAUGAAAAGCUAGUCAAGCUUACUUCUUUGAAUCUUAAUGGUUGCUCGUCUCUUCAAAAUCUUUCAGUGCUUCCAUGGAAUAUAACAUGCUUACACAUAAAGAAUUGCACAAAGCUUCAGAGUAUUCCGACCAGCAUAUUCGACCUGAAGUCUCUUACUAAGCUUGAUCUCUUCGGCUGCUCAAAUUUGAAGAACUUCCCAGAAAUCUUAACGCCUAUGCCAUGUUUAAUAGAUCUUAUCCUAGAUCGAACGGCUAUUAACUUUCUACCACCAUCGAUUCGAAAGUUAAUUGCCCUUGAAACUUUAAGCCUGAAUUUUUGUGAAAACCUUGAGUUUCUCCCUGAAAGUAUUUCUUGUAUAUACUCUCUUCAAAAUCUUAGCCUUCGCUGCUGUCCAAACAUUAAAUAUUUACCGUCACUGCCACCAUCUCUAGCAAGCGUUGAUGCACGCGGCUGCACGGCACUGCAGAGAGUGUCCAGUUCAAAAGUGAAUACAAAAGGUUGGGAUUACAAACCUCAAAAUAUUGGGACAUUCAUAUUCUAUAAUUGCCUUAACCUUCAUCGUGACGCACAGAAGAACAUAAUGGCAGAUGCACUACUUAGAAUCAAACACAUCGCAAAUGUAACCUCAGAAUAUGAAGGAGAUCCAGAUAUGACUGAAAUUUGUUGGCCAGGAAAUGAAAUUCCAAAGUGGUUAAACCAUCAAUCAGAGGAGUCUUCAGUAAACGUAACACUUGCAUCCAAUCAUCUUGAAGACACCUUCCUCGGUUUUAUUUUCUGCAUUGUUGUCGAAUUUGAGCGCUGCAAUCUUGAUGAAGAUUUCAAAAUUCGUUGUGAAGCCCCAUGUGUAUCCCCUAAUGGAUUUGCAGCGACAUGGAGUCAUACUUGGACUUGGCAUUGGAAUGAUAGGAAUGAACGUGCCCGCGGAUGUGUAGACUCUCCUCAUGUGUUCCUAUUUUAUGACAACGGGCGCCAAAUACGGUCUAAUCUCGGAGCAGGAAAUGAUGCGAGUUCAUCCUCUUCAGCUUCUAAUGCCGAAAAUGUUCCAGUAAAAUUUGAAUUCCAACUUAGAGAUUGCAAAGGUCUUGAUCCUAGCAAUUGCCAUGUGAAGAGAUGCGGGAUCCGGCUUCUGUAUGCUGGGGAACCAAUGCAAAUGAUAGAGAACUCUGAAGAGAACAAUGAAAGAAAAUCAAAUUUCGGCUGCUUGCACCUUUGUUCACCAAUUUUAGAGUUUUGUGAGUCUUUUUGGCUAGCGAAAUAGGUAUGGUACUUCACUGUGGGAGUCUCAAAAGAAAAAUGGGAGAAAUUUAAACGACAGCUCGUAGGAAAUGGUCAGAACACAGAAUUCCCUGGAGAUGAUGUAACUUGGGGAGUUGAAGAAAAGGAUUAUCUGCAGCUCUUCUUGCGGUGUCGCGGUGGGAUCGUCGUAUUCAUAAUUUCAUACUUCUAAUUAGUGUACUAUAAUAUUUAUUUGUACGUUUAGAUUAUUGCUUUUUACUAAUUCCCAUAUUCCAAUUUUAAUUGUCGAAGACUAAGGGUGAGUCUCUAUCAAUUUCUUUCUUUUGCUCGUUCAGCCGGUGUUCUUGUAGUACGCGUCGGAGCUUUUGGAGUGUUUUGGAGAGCGAAGGAAUGUGGUGGUCCGUCAAGGCAAAGAGUUUUUUAGCACCCAAAAAAAAAAAAACAAAUGCUCUGCAGAGAGUUUGAUAUUAUUAAG